This is a messenger RNA of Aspergillus heteromorphus CBS 117.55, 3184 nucleotides long. Its product is annotated as coatomer subunit beta'. The transcript is spliced from 6 exons. Lineage: Eukaryota; Fungi; Ascomycota; Eurotiomycetes; Eurotiales; Aspergillaceae. The record is from RefSeq and is a predicted model, not a curated record. Gene Ontology annotation, biological process: retrograde vesicle-mediated transport, Golgi to endoplasmic reticulum; endoplasmic reticulum to Golgi vesicle-mediated transport; intracellular protein transport. Gene Ontology annotation, cellular component: COPI vesicle coat. Bases 106 to 2745 code for a protein of 879 amino acids. Gene Ontology annotation, molecular function: structural molecule activity; protein binding.
UUCACGGGCUGGGCUGUUUGAGCGGCUCGUGGCCUGGUUCCCCCUCCUUCUCACAGGCCGUCCUCCGACGCCGCACAUAGUCGCGACUCUCCUUCCCCACACACCAUGAAGUUGGACGUCAAGAGACAGCUGUUCGCCCGCUCCGAGCGGGUGAAGGGCAUUGAUUUCCAUCCCACAGAGCCAUGGAUUCUUACAACAUUAUACAGUGGUCAUGUAUACAUCUGGUCUUAUGAGACUCAGUCAAUUAUCAAAACCUUCGAAAUCACCGAGGUCCCUGUACGAGCCGGUCGGUUCAUUGCCCGCAAGAACUGGAUUGUCUGCGGAUCGGAUGACUUCCAACUCCGCGUCUACAAUUACAACACCUCCGAGAAGAUCGCCUCGUUCGAAGCCCAUCCGGACUACAUUCGUUCCAUCGCAGUGCACCCGACUCAGCCGUUUGUUCUUACCGCGUCCGAUGACAUGACGAUUAAGCUCUGGGACUGGGAGAGGGGCUGGAAGUGUGUCCAGGUGUUCGAGGGCCACAGCCACUAUGUGAUGGGACUGGCGAUCAACCCCAAGGACACGAACACCUUCGCAUCUGCCUGUUUGGAUCGGACCGUCAAGAUCUGGAGUCUUGGCUCGCCGCAUGCCAACUCCACCCUGGAGGCCCACGAGACCAAGGGCGUGAACCAUGUCGAAUAUUACCCGCAGGCGGAUAAGCCGUAUCUCCUCACAACCUCCGAUGACAGGACCGUCAAGAUCUGGGAUUACACCACAAAGGCGCUCAUCGCAACCCUGGAAGGACACACCAGCAACGUUUCGUUCGCCUGCUACCACCCGGAAUUGCCGGUCAUCAUCUCCGGAUCUGAGGAUGGAACCAUCAAGAUCUGGCAUGCGAACACAUACAGACUGGAGCAGUCUCUAAGCUAUGGUCUAGAGAGAGCCUGGUGUGUUGCGUACCAGCGUGGCAGACAGGGAGUUGCGAUGGGUUUCGAUGACGGUGCGGUCGUCGUGAAGAUGGGCAGAGAAGAGCCGGCGGUUUCUAUGGACGGGUCAGGCAAGGUCGUUUGGGCCCGACACAACGAAGUUGUUUCGACUGUCAUUAAGGGUGGUGACGCCACCAUCAAGGACGGAGCCCCGAUUACGCUGCCCACGAAGGACCUGGGAUCAUGCGAAGUGUACCCCCAGACGCUGUCUCACUCCCCCAACGGACGGUUCGUUUCCGUAUGUGGUGACGGCGAGUACAUUAUCUACACUGCUCUUGCCUGGAGAAACAAGGCUUUCGGACAGGCCCUGGACUUCGCCUGGGGAGCGAAGGACAACAGCAACGACUACGCCAUUCGGGAGUCCACCACCAGCGUCAAGAUCUUCAAGAACUUCAAGGAGAUUAGCGGCGGUCUGGAUGUAGGCUUCCAAGCCGAGGGUCUCACCGAUGGUGUACUUCUCGGUGUCAAGGGACAGGGAGGUAUCGGCAUGUUCGACUGGGAGACAGGGAACCUGGUCCGACGUAUCGAGGUUGACCCCAAGGCCGUCUACUGGUCCGAAUCCGGUGAACUCGUCACCCUUGCCUGUGAGGAUUCUUUCUACGUCCUCCGGUACUCCAGAGAGAACUAUAUCAACGGGUUGAACGCCGGCGAAGCCGACGAGGAUGGCGUGGAGUCCGCGUUCGAAGUUGUUACCGAUGUCAACGAGUCUGUCCGGACAGGCCAAUGGGUGGGAGACUGCUUCAUCUACACAAACUCGACAAACCGCCUGAACUACCUGGUGGGCGACCAGACCUACACCAUCUCCCACUUCGACCAGGGAAUGUACGUUCUGGGCUACCUGCCCCGCGACGGCAGAGUCUAUCUGGCCGACAAGGACGUCAACGUGGUAUCGUUCGGCCUUUCCCUCAGCAUGGUCGAAUACCAGACGGUGGUGCUGCGCGGCGAUAUGGACAUGGCCGCCGAGCUGCUCGCAGACGUCCCCCAGGACCAGAUGAACAAGGUGGCUCGCUUCCUCGAAGGCCAGGGAUACAAGGAAAUGGCCCUCGAAGUCGCGACCGACCAGGAGCACCGCUUCGAGCUGGCUCUCGGGCUCAACAACCUCGACAUCGCGCUCGAGAUUGCCCGCGAGGCCAAUGUCGAGCACAAGUGGAAGAUCGUCGGCGACGCCGCCCUGGCAGGAUGGAAUCUGACCCUGGCCCAGGAAUGCUUUACCAACGCCAAGGACGUCGGCUCCCUCCUCCUUCUCCUGACCGCCAGCGGCAACAAAGACGGCCUCCGCCAGCUGGCCGACCAGGCCUCGGAGUCCGGUCUCCACAACGUCGCCUUCUCCACCUUCUGGUCCAUGGGCGACAUCGACGGCUGCAUCGACCUCCUCGUCCGCACAAACCGUCUCGCGGAAUCUGUUCUCUUUGCCCAAACCUACAAGCCCUCCCGCGCCCCCGAGCUCGUCGCUCAAUGGAAGCUCUCCCUUGAGUCCUCCGGAAAGACCAAGAUCGCCCGUCUCGUCGGUAUCCCUCCCGGUUGCCCGGACACCGCCGCCGACGAUGACCUCUUCCCCGAGUGGGAGGAAUACCUCCGUCUUGAGAAGGAUGGUGUCGCUGUUCCCGAACCCCCGUCAUCAGAGUCCCUGAUCGACGUGAACGCCGACGAGGAUGAUGUCGUCGAGUCCGCCACAAACGGGGCCCCUGAGGUGGAAGCUGAAGCCGAAGCCGAGGCCGAGGCCGAAACCGAGGAGGCUGAGGAAGAGGAAGACGCGGAAGAGGAAGAAGCCGAGGCAUGAGAUGAGAUGAGAUGACGGACUGCACAUGAUAGUACGGCGGGAGUGUUUUCUUCAUCAUUGUUCAUUCUGAUCUGUGUGUGUGUGUGUGUGUGUGUGUGUGUGAAAGAGCAAAAUCAUUUCUUUUUUUACUCAUUUCUUUUUUUUUUUUUCGAAUGUAUUGUUGGCACAGCUAUCAACCUACUUACCUACUUACUUAUCCCUACUUACCUCUACCCACCCACCUACCUACCUACCACCUUACUUGGCUUGCGGCACGUCCAAUACCUAUAUUUCCCUUACAUAACUUAUUUUUUAGAUUCUACAUCGCUUGCUUGCUUGUUUGUUAUGAUUCAAUCUCAUGUUCCUCCUCUUUUCGCUCGCCCAAUUCUCAUUGUAUGUUUGUUGCCAUGCUUUUAUUUUACCUGUAUCUAUCACCCUGUUUUGACGAUUUGAAGUGAUG